This is a messenger RNA of Henningerozyma blattae CBS 6284, 804 nucleotides long. RefSeq lists its product as uncharacterized. The record is from RefSeq and is a predicted model, not a curated record. Bases 1 to 804 code for a protein of 267 amino acids. The transcript has a single exon. Lineage: Eukaryota; Fungi; Ascomycota; Saccharomycetes; Saccharomycetales; Saccharomycetaceae.
AUGGAUCGAUUCACGAAUUCUAUCAGUAAUAAAUUCCAAAAAAUAACAAAAUCAAAAAUACGUACGAGAACUCAACCCUAUGAUGAAUUGCAUAUACCUUCCUUCAUUCUUGGAUGUUUAAUAACCAUCAUUGUCUUAUCAAUUGGUCCCGUAUUGUCUAUGCUAUGGAAUGGUGUAUUCUCUAGUAUGAUUACCUUGUUAAGAUAUUCGAUCUUAUUCGGUAUCUUAUCUACUAUCUAUUGGUUUGUCAUAGGGAAACAGCCACUCAAUUCUUCAUUCUUAACAAAUUAUAAUAAUAACAAUAAUAAUACUUCUGAUAUUAAAAACGACGCUGUAAUCCAUUCUAAAAAAAUUAAUCCUCCAACUUUUGAUAUUAGUAAGAAUAAUGCAAUAGAAUCUAGGCAAGUUCCCCCAUCACUAAUCCCUGUACAUACCCCUCGAGAUUUAAAUGAGGCCCCACAAUUAAACAAGAGAAAUAAGUUGAAAAAUAUAUUCCGUCCAAAUCAUAGAGUACCUUCUCCACCACCUGUAGAGAUUAAACAAACUUUUCAACCUUCUGUAUUUCCUUCAGAUUCACAGAAUUUAGAUAAAAAUGAUUUCGAACUAAUUAAUUAUUUUAAAUCAGAACCAAAUAAAUCUAAUUUCCGUAGACCAUUUCCUGAUGAAACCCCUUUGAAAACAACACCAAAUGCUACUGAAAAUACUAAGAAUAAAGCAAAUCAAACAAGUGUAAAUUCUCAAUCAACAAGAAAUUCAUACGAGAAUUUCGUUAGCAUGGCUCCAAACAAAUCUGUUAUGCCAUAA